GAUCAUGUUAUUCUAAAAUUCGGUAACAGUAAUGUUGUUAUUUAUUUUAGAGUUGUUUGCUUUAUCUUGUUACCAGGCCUAUGCAAAAGAUGACACGGUUUCAAUAGGAACGGUCUUGGAAAAGUUGAGUGAACUCGAAAAUAUAAUUACCUCUCAGAAGCAGGAGUUACGACAACUUAAAGAAAAUGAAAGAAAUCUCUUACAAAGGAUACAGAAUUUGGAGCAUAAACAUGCCUUGAAAGAAAAGGACUUAGAAAACCAAAGUGUGUCUGUUACAGUCCAAAAAAGAGCACCAUCUGAACCCGUUGCUUUUUAUGCGUAUAUGUCAUCUGGUGAGCAAAAUCCAGGGCAACACCAGACUAUGGCCUUCGACCACGUGGUUACUAAUAUUGCAAGUGCCUACAACAAAUACACCGGGAUAUUCACUGUUCCGGUCACAGGACUUUAUGUUUUAACGAUUACCCUUUCUGGAUCACCAUCAUCACAAAUUCCACUUCAGUUUACUCGAAACAAUGAAAUCCUAGGAGCCAUAGAUUUGUUUGCAGCCUCUGGUUCAGUCGAUACAAACCCAACUGUUUCCUCUACAAUAAUUGUCUCAUUAAGCAAAGGAGAUUCCUGUUUUAUUAGAACUAGUGCAUCCUACACAACAGCUGGAACUAUCUAUAGUACUGACCUCUCACGAUCAUCAUUUGCUGGAUGGUUGGUGUCAGCAACCUAAAUUGGUACUGGAAUCUUUUGAAUGAAAUAAAGUUUUUUUUAUUACAAAAACUUUUAUAACUAUAAAAACUCAAACUAUUUAUAUUGU
This is a messenger RNA of Mytilus trossulus (common blue mussel), 805 nucleotides long. RefSeq names its product complement C1q-like protein 4. Gene Ontology annotation, molecular function: protein binding. The record is from RefSeq and is a predicted model, not a curated record. The coding region runs from base 32 to 718 and encodes 228 amino acids. The transcript is spliced from 2 exons. NCBI's taxonomy places the organism in Eukaryota, Metazoa, Mollusca, Bivalvia, Mytilida, Mytilidae.